AUGAACGCGGUCGAGGCCGAGCUGGACGGCCUGGUUGGUCGGCUUCACGUCGAAGUCAAAGCCAUUAUUGGCUUUGCUCGCCUGGCUUCUGGAGACAUUUUCGAAGUAUCAGUUAAGCAUGGUUCGCAGAAAUGGAAAACCCGCGGUAAAACUCAGCCUGACCGCGCUCAACGAUGGGAUAGUGCUGGACAUAACUUUACCUGUUAUCCUGAUCACCCGAUUCAUGUUAAAGUGACUGAAAUAAGGCUGAUCAGAUCGGUUAAGUUGGCGGAGAAAAGUUUUGAUCCGACCAAGUUUUUCUCACCACAGCCUCAACUGGUCACUAUGAACUUGAAUGCUUUGGGGAGUUUGAAGUUACAGAUGGUUGUUUCUUGGUUACCCCUAAUGACAUCAAAGAACAUGCCCCAACCCAACUGUGUGCCAUUUAACCCGGUGAACCGAAGCAUGUCCAUGGUUCAACGAAAUGGCGAAACUGAUAAGCCAGAGCCCCCAGUUAAAGUUUGUCUUCGAGAAAAGAAAAGAGGAAGACAAGCCACACAACAGCUGAAAGAUCAACAAAACUGGCGUUCAUCUACCACAAUAUUGGACUCGGUUUACAAGGAUCUGAGCAAGAGUAUACCUACUAUUGAUGAUGUAGGUGUCUUUUUUUUAAUUUCACUUUUCUCAUUUUUUCAAAAAAAAAUUUUGAAUUUUGACUUUUUUAACUUUUUUUUGUCAAAAAAAUUUAAAACUGACCCUUUCAGCUAACAGCCCUGACUGAAAACCGUGACAAAUACAGUCAUCGUUACAAUCAAUCCGAAGGCUUAUCAGAUCGAACUUCAUCGUACCAUAAUCGUCAACCUAAGCCCCAUCUAGGUACUUAUAUGUUGACCAAGCCGGACGAUGAGAAUUGGUCUCGGUCGAUUUCUAUGCACCAUUUGGCCAUGAACGACCAUAACAGUACUAGGAACCAUAUUGAUCAAAACAGUACCAUCCACCACCUAUCCGACCACAAAAAGCUUCAGAAGCCGGAACAAUGUCUCGACCCGCCACCAGCAUGA
Bursaphelenchus okinawaensis is the source of this 1040-nucleotide messenger RNA. NCBI's taxonomy places the organism in Eukaryota, Metazoa, Nematoda, Chromadorea, Rhabditida, Aphelenchoididae. The record is from the annotation of a GenBank genome assembly.